Enterobius vermicularis (human pinworm) is the source of this 2106-nucleotide messenger RNA. Lineage: Eukaryota; Metazoa; Nematoda; Chromadorea; Rhabditida; Oxyuridae. The record is from the annotation of a GenBank genome assembly.
AUGAGCUUUGGAAGUUUCUUAAAGGGUAUCGCAAGUCAGGCUACGCAGGGGAACUAUCAAAAUGUUCUGGAAGCUUGUGGUAGGAAGCUCUCUGAAGUUGCCUCGACAUUUUCCAGCACAAAGAAGGUGGAGAUUCUUAGUGCCUCUAAAAUGAAAUCUCUCCAAAAAUGUGACGGCUCCAUGAAUUUUUCCGUUUAUAUGGAAAAGAGUGGCGAUAGCUUGUUUCUUGUAGUCUAUGUUCCAAGGUUUCUGGUCGUUUUUCGUGGUAAAGAUGGAAGUGAAGCAAAAAAUGUUUGCACAAAUUUCAAUUGUGUAAUAGAACUUGUUAAAGCACUUGAGACCGCUCCAGCUAGCGAUUCACUCUUCAUUACCUCGUUGGAGAAAUUACAGCCUUCAGUACUGAAUAACCCUGGAUAUCGAAGUAUUCAUCAUGCGAGCGCUUGCGGUUUUGCCCAAGCUAUUUUCGUUAUGUGUUCCAGUAUAAAAGCAGAUUUGCUGGUAAAUGAAGCUUCUGAAGAUGGUCGUUUCCCACUUCAAAUUGCUGCUGAGAGCAACGAAAAAGAUACACUGUUGGUACUGUUAAAUUUUGGUGCUGAUAUUGCCAAACAAGACAGCCAUGGACGUAACGUUUUGCAUUAUGCUGCUCAAAAAAACUGCGACCUCCUGCGGAUCCUUGCCAAAUACUCCUCUUUUGAACGCGGUUUGAAUGCAGUGGAUGAAAAUGGAAAAUCUCCUCUUUGUUAUUCUGUUCUCGAUGCUCGGGCACAAAAUGUUAAGCUCCUCUUGGAAGCUGGUUGUUCCACAGGUCCAUACCGAUUUGGCCCAUUGGUAGCACUGGUUCCUUUUUGCAAAGUGUCACUUGAUUUGCUUAAGACCAUUGAUAUUAUCUUACGUCAUGAUCCAUCUUUUCUGGACGGAAAAAUAGAUAACUCAUCUACAAUUCUUCAUCGAGAGCUGGAUCCUUUGAUUUUAAACCACUUACUAGAAAAGCCGGAGGCUCAUCACUUAUUCAAAAUGCGAGAUAAUAAUGGGCGAACUCCUUUACAUAACAGCGUCCUCAAAGGAAAUCUCUCGCAGACUCUCCGUCUAUUAGCUUAUAACUCAAAGGUGGAUGCUGUGGAUCAGAAUGGCGAUACCGCACUUCAUUUAGCUAUAAAACAUGGUUUUGAAAAUUUGGUGAAGUUACUGCUGGUUUUUAAUGCUAAUAUGUCUCUUAGAAACAAAGAAGGGUUUGAUUCGAUGGAUUUGGCUUGUUUUUCUCAUGCAGAAGGAAUAAAAAACUGUAUUAGUUUGUUUGCCAGUCCGUUCGCUCCAGAUGGUUCUGGCAAAGACGAUUCUUUUACACAUCCAGAACAGACUGAAAAUGCCACUUAUAAACCACUUUUCCUGGGUCGCUGGCACAAGUACGGGAGCAAUCUUAGGGUUGUCCUUAGCAAAAGAGUAUUAGUGACUGCUACGUCAGUGAAAACAAAUCCGCCAAAUCUGAAAAUAUUUCGCAGUUAUCGCCUCCCCCUUUCUGAUAAAGAGAAUGAGCUCUUAGGGUUUGAUGACCCUAAAAAAUCUAUCAUCUGGAAAUGUGCGAGAUAUUCGAGUGCUGCACCAACAUUUUUCCCCUCUAAAGAUGGUUUAGCAGACGGUGGUUUAACAGCAAACAAUCCGACAAUUGAUCUUUUAAGCGACAUUCAUGAUUACAAUGCUGCAUUGAAUAAAUCAGGAAAGGAGGGAUGUCAAGUAGGCUGUAUACUCUCAGUCGGCACAGGUUCUGGACCUGUGGAAAUCAUUGAAGAUGCCAGAUUUGAUUUUCACAAGACGCUUAAUCCACGUGAGGGCUACAAGAUGCUCCUUGAUGCAUGGAAUCUCAAGAACAUCUUAGUGGAACAGAUAACAUCCUCUGAUAAGGACUGUGUUAGACGAGCUCGUGCUUUUGCUCAUAGCAAAGGAAUACCAUUUUUCCGUUUCUCUCCUCAAUUAUCUAUCCCCGUUCCACUUGACGAGAAGAGCGACGAAGUUAUAUCUCAAGCUCUUUGGGAUACAGAAGUUUACCUCCGAAAAGAGGCCCAAGCACAUGUUACAUCUCUAAUAAGCUACCUGAAUGAUCUGUCUUGA